Messenger RNA from Poeciliopsis prolifica (blackstripe livebearer), 3263 nucleotides. Its product is annotated as sushi, von Willebrand factor type A, EGF and pentraxin domain-containing protein 1-like. NCBI's taxonomy places the organism in Eukaryota, Metazoa, Chordata, Actinopteri, Cyprinodontiformes, Poeciliidae. The transcript is spliced from 23 exons. The coding region runs from base 758 to 3091 and encodes 777 amino acids. The record is from RefSeq and is a predicted model, not a curated record.
UUUUAUUUUGAAAUUUUUCAACCUCACCUCCUUUCCCUCUAGUAACUAAAGAAAAUGAAUUGACUUCAAUGGAAGGAGAAUCAUUUCCACCGUGAGGAGCGUCUCUACACACCACAUUUCCAUGACUAAAGUUGGACUGAUGUAGAGGCAGCUUCAUCCGGAUGGUUUGUAUUUCCUUCCACAUCUAUGGAGGGUUUAGUUGACAUCGGCAGACAGAGAAAACUCCUUAUCCUGUGCCUAUUUAUCGGGAACGUUGCAGCUGAUUGUGAAAAUCCUACAAAUAGAGUACGCAUAGAGAUCACAGCAGAAUCUCUUAAAAUAAAAGAAUUCCCUGAUGGUACUGUGAUCAAUUACAAGUGCAUACUUGGAUAUAAUAAAGUAAGUGGCACUGGGGAGAUGACCUGCGUCAAUGGGAAGUGGACCGAGCCAGACAUCACCUGCAAGCCGAGGAACUGUGGUAUCCCUCCAGCACAUUCAUACAUGGUAUAUGACGUCAGGCAGGGGACUCUAUUUGGUGCAUCGGUUUAUGUAACUUGUGUAAGAGGUUACGUGCUCUAUGGAUCGAACGUAAUACUUUGCACCCACAGGAUGGUAUGGAGAUGGAAGAUGUGUAUAUGUUACUUGUUCCAUACCGAGUAUAGGAAAUGGCACACAUACUUGGACUAGUCACCGUAAACCAGAAUAUCGACAACGUAUACAUUUCACUUGUAACCCAGGAUACAACUUGCAUGGGAGUAAAACCAUUACGUGCAAUAGAAUGGGCCAAUAUGAUCCUGAGCCACCAAAAUGCAUUGCUGUUACUUGUUUCACACCGGAUGAAGUGGGAAAUGGCAGACAUUCUUGGAUUAGUGAUCUUGAACCAGAAUAUCGACAAAUUAUACGUUUCACAUGUAACACAGGAUACAACUUGGUUGGGAAUGAAAUCAUAAGGUGUACUGAAACUGGUGUAUAUGAUUCUCAGCCACCACGAUGUGUCCCUGUUACUUGUCCCGAACCGACCAUAGUGGAAAAUGGCAGAUAUUCUUGGCAUGGUGACCAUAAACCAGAAUAUCGAGAAACUAUACAUUUCACAUGUAACACAGGAUACAACUUGGUUGGGAAUAAAAUCAUUACAUGUACUGAAACUGGUGGAUAUGAUUUUCAGCAACCACGAUGUGUCAUUGUUAGUUGUCCCAAACUGACCAGACUGGAAAAUGGCAGACAUUCUUGGAUUAGUGGCCGUAAUCCACAAUAUCGACAAACUAUACGUUACACAUGUAACACAGGAUACAGCUUGGUUGGAAAUGAAACCAUUGAGUGUACUGAAACUGGUGGAUAUGAUUCUGAGCCACCACAAUGUAUCCCUGACUGUUCCAAACCUCACUAUGAAGAGAUAGUUCUCACUGAUGAGUCCCUCCUUCAGAGUAACACUUUUCCAAUUGGUACUGUGAUGAAAUAUCAGUGCGUACUUAGACAAGAUCGAAUACCUAUCACAGUCAUUACGUGUGUCAAUGGGAAGUGGACCAAGCCAAAUAUCAACUGCAAGAGGAAAGACUGUGGUUUCCCAGCAGCACAACCGCACAUGAUAUUUGAUACCAGCAGGGGUACUUUUCAUGGUGCAGUGGCUACAGUAAUCUGUGAAGAAGGUUACCGGCUCAUUGGAUCGAGUUUCAAACAUUGCCGUCUCUCAGGAUGGCAUGGUACUGCAAUUUGUGAAGCUGUUACUUGUUCCCAACCGAUCCAAGUGGAAAAUGGAAAACAUUCUUGGAAUAGUGUCCGUGAACCAGAAUAUCAACAAACUAUACGUUUCACAUGUAACGCAGGAUACACCUUGUUUGGGAAUGAAACCAUUAGAUGUACUAAAACUGCUCAAUUUGAUUCUCAGCCACCACGAUGCAUUGCUGACUGUCCCAAACCUCAACAUGUACAGAACACAGUUCUCUCUGCUGAGUCCCUCCUAAAAAGUAUUUUUCCAAGUGGUACUGUGAUCAAAUAUCAGUGCAUAAUUGGAUAUAAUAAAAUAAGUGGCAGUGGGAUCAUUAGAUGUGUCAAUGGGAAGUGGACCAAGCCAGAUAUCAUCUGCAAGAUUGUUACUUGUCCCAAACCGACCAGAGUGGAAAAUGGCAGACAUUCUUGGAAUCGUGUCCGUAAACCAGAAUAUCAACAAACUAUACGUUUCACAUGUAACACAGGAUACACCUUGUUUGGGAAUGAAACCAUAAGGUGUACUGAAACUGGUGGAUAUGAUUCUCAGCCACCACGAUGUGUCACUGACUGUUCCAAACCUCAACAUGUACAGAACACAGUUCUCUCUGCUGAGACCCUCCGAAAAAGAAUUUUUCCAAGUGGUACUGUGAUCAAAUAUGAAUGUAUGAAGGGGUGUGAUCAAAUAGGUGGCACUGGAAUCAUUAGAUGUGUCAAUGGGAAGUGGACCAAGUCAGAUAUCAUCUGCAAGAGGUCAGACUGUGGUCCCCCAGAAGCAAAACCGCACAUGUCAUUUGAAACCGAAGAGGGUACUGUAAUUGGUGCAAUGGCUACAGUAAAAUGUGAAGAUGGCUACCGGGUCAGUGGAGCGAGCUUCAAACAGUGCAUGGACGAAGGAUGGUUUGGAAUCGCAGACUGUAUCUCUCUUACUUGUUCCAAACCGAUCAAAGUGGAAAAUGGCGAACAUUCUUGGAAUAGUGACCGUGAACCAAAAUAUGAACAAACUAUACAUUUCACAUGUGACGCAGGAUACACCUUGUUUGGGAAUGAAACCAUUACGUGUACUGAAAGUGCUGAAUAUGAUUCUGAGCCACCACGAUGUGUCCGUAAUUGUCCCACACCUAAAAGUGUGGAGAACAUGGUUCUCACGAAUGAAUCCCUCCUAAGAGAGGAUUUCCCAGAGGGUACCAAAGUCACCUAUGAGUGCGCCAAUGGAUUUGAAAAAGAAAGUGGCUCUGAGAUCAUAACCUGCAUUGAUGGGACUUGGACUGAGUCAGAUCUAAUCUGCAAGGAAAUUAAACCUCCUUUAAACCUACUGUUGAUAGGCGUGGCAGUUGGCUGUUCACUUGCACUUCUUUUCUGCAUCUUUUGGGUUUGGAGGCGAUGCUCAGAUGACUUUGAAGAAUAGUAAACACUGGAGUUAUUGCAGUUCCGAAGUCUUUAAGUAUCCUUCUUCAUUCAGUUGGAACUGAACCCAGCUGUUGGGACAUCUACUACAGAUGAAGGACGUCUGCCUUUGACAUCUGCAUCGUUUUAUACACUAAUUGGUUUUACCAAGCUAGUAAAAAUUUGAAAACAUU